This is a messenger RNA of Alternaria atra, 462 nucleotides long. RefSeq lists its product as uncharacterized. The record is from RefSeq and is a predicted model, not a curated record. Bases 1 to 462 code for a protein of 153 amino acids. NCBI's taxonomy places the organism in Eukaryota, Fungi, Ascomycota, Dothideomycetes, Pleosporales, Pleosporaceae. The transcript is spliced from 2 exons.
AUGGCCGCAACAUUCGUCAGCCCCAAAGUCGUGAAGAUUAAUGGUGUCUGGCAAAUUGAAGGCAAGCCUCGCGAAGACCUCAAAAUCUGCGCUCGAUACAAUCCUUCCAAUCUUCCCGGAAAGACAAUCCUCGUCCUCCUUAUCGAUAUCCCACCGAACGGCGGCACCCCAUCGCAUCGUCAUGGUGGCGCGACAGCCAUCGCGAUUCCUUUUUCUGGCACUUCGCUCAAUCAGAUGAACAAUCAAGACGCUCAAACCUUUGGCCCGGGAGAAUUCUGGUACGAAGGGCCUGGCUGUCAUCACCAGCGGUCUGAAAAUCCCAGCUUGACAGAAACAGCGAAGUUCUAUGCUAUUCUGAUUGUGGAUGACGAGACUUUAGGUGGAAAGACUGGAGAGGAGUAUGGGAACAUCUUCGUGCUAGAUAAGGAGGUCGAGAUGGGUGAGAAAGCCCCAAGCAAGUGA